Molecule: messenger RNA, 762 nt
Organism: Chinchilla lanigera (long-tailed chinchilla)
Lineage: Eukaryota; Metazoa; Chordata; Mammalia; Rodentia; Chinchillidae
Product: melanoma-associated antigen 10-like
Exons: 1
Coding region: 1-762 (253 amino acids)
Biological process (GO): negative regulation of transcription by RNA polymerase II
Cellular component (GO): nucleus
Source: RefSeq, a predicted model, not a curated record
AUGGCCUCCAGUCAGAGCAACCGAUCCAGUGAGCACUGCAGUAGGCAAGAAGAGGAGAAUCUAUGUACCUCCCCGGAUUUGCUAGCUCUGCUGUUCCUGUGCCGUCUGUACCAAGAGAACAAGAUAGCUAAACUGUUGCCAGUCCUGCUCCUGAAGUAUCAAGAGGAGGAACCUGUCACCAAGGAAGAAAUGCUGCACAGUGUGGACCCCCGUUACCACGGGCACUUCCCUCUGUUAUUCAAGGAAGCCUGUGAGUGUUUGUGUCUGGCCUUUGGCAUUGAUGUACAAGAACUGGAUCCCCCUGGCCAAAUAUACGUCCUUUUGCCCGUCUUGGGCCUCUCUUAUAAGGGGAUACUGGGUGACAAUUACCAGAGCUUUUCCAAAGUCAACCUCCUGAUAGUCAUCCUCACAGUCAUUUUCUUGAAGGGUAACCAUGUCAGUGAGGAAGAUUUAAGGGAAGUCCUUAGAACAAGGGAAAUGUUACCACAGAAGGGGCACUUUGUUAUUGGCGAGCCCUGGGAAUUCAUCACAAAGGAUUUGGUACAGUUACAGUACCUGGAGUAUAGGCAGGUGCCCCAUAGCAAUCCUGCUAAGUACGAGUUCCUGUGGGGUCCAAGGACCCAUGCUGAAACCACCAAGAUGAAAGUCCUAGAGCAUUUGGCCAAGGUGAGCAUGCGUGAUCCCAGGUCCUACACACAUCUCUAUGCCGAGGCUUUGAGAGAGGAGCAAGAGGCUGCCCAUUCAUGUGCUAUGGGCCAGUGA